Strongylus vulgaris is the source of this 828-nucleotide messenger RNA. The record is from the annotation of a GenBank genome assembly. NCBI's taxonomy places the organism in Eukaryota, Metazoa, Nematoda, Chromadorea, Rhabditida, Strongylidae.
AUGACCCAGAUGACAUGGUUGAAGCUAAACAGAGCGAAACUAGAGAGGGUGCCUGAUGAGCUAUCACGGUGUACGAACCUUGAACAUUUGCAAAUGUCAAGGAAUUUCUUGUCUAGCGUCCACGGCGAGUUAUCUGAUCUCCCUCGAUUACGAUCAGUCAUUGUUCGGCACAAUCAGGUUAAAACGGCAGGAAUUCCCACGGAUAUUUUUCGUAUGAAAGAUCUGACCAUUAUUGAUUUCUCCCAUAACCAACUUCGAGAAGUUCCUCCUAAUCUUGAGUAUGCCAAGGGAGCUAUUGUCCUCAAUUUAAGCUAUAAUAAUAUAGAGACCAUACCAAAUCAGGUUUUCUCAAAUCUCAUAGAUCUACUUUUUUUGGAUUUAUCAAAUAACAAGUUGGAUAUGCUUCCACCGCAAAUACGAAGGUUAACGAUGGUGCAAGACCUCAAGCUUUCUAACAAUCCUCUACAUCAUUUUCAGCUAAAGCAGUUGCCAAGUAUGACCGCUCUUCGAGUUUUGCAUAUGCGCAACACCAAUAGAACCCUAGAGAAUAUCCCGCCAUCCUUAGAUGAUCUAGAGAAUCUAACAGACAUUGACUUUGCUGAGAAUGACCUACCAGCGGUGCCUGAAGCCCUUUUCAAGUUAAAAAGCUUGCGCAAACUCGACAUUAGCGGAAACAAGAUCGACAAGUUUACCAUUCCGGAAGGUAGUUGGGAAACCUUGGAGACAUUGAAUGUUAGCGGGAAUGGAAUGACUGCGCUUCCUGAUGGUCUCGUUCGCCUGGUCAAGCUACAAAGGCUUUACGCUAGUGAUAACAAGCUAACCUUUGAA